Cercospora beticola is the source of this 1413-nucleotide messenger RNA. Its product is annotated as M20 family metallopeptidase. Gene Ontology annotation, molecular function: hydrolase activity. The record is from RefSeq and is a predicted model, not a curated record. NCBI's taxonomy places the organism in Eukaryota, Fungi, Ascomycota, Dothideomycetes, Mycosphaerellales, Mycosphaerellaceae.
CUGAAACAGCGGUUGAGCAACACAAUGAGACUCGCCCAAUUGCUUUCGGCGCUGGUCGCUGCAUCGCCAUCCGUGGCUUCAAUUUUGCCCGCACCUGAAGACAAGCUACUUCUUGCACCAGAUCUCGUCGAUUUCCACAAAGCAUUGGUCGAGAUCGAAUCCAUUUCGGGCAACGAGAAGGCCGUCGGCGAUUGGCUCUACGAGAGCCUCGUGAACCAAGGCUAUCAUGCAGAGCGGCAAUACGUUUCCAAGGACCCGGAGAGAUUCAAUGUAUUCGCUUGGCCAGGCCACAACAGAGACCCGCCUGUUGUAUUGAGUAGCCACAUUGACACGGUGCCUCCCUUCCUUCCAUACAAAUCUACCAAGCACAAGCACAACACGACAAUCUUCGGCCGUGGCUCAGUAGACGCCAAAGGAAGCGUCGCGACCCAGAUCAUCGCCGUGAACGAGCUCCUCGCCGCCUCCAAAAUCUCCCGCGAUGAUGUGGGAAUCCUCUACGUCGUUGGCGAAGAAGUCGGCGGCGAAGGCAUGAAGCACGCAAACCAACUCUCCCUCACGCCCAGUACUAUCAUCUUCGGCGAACCCACUGAACUCAAGCUCGUAUCUGGCCACAAAGGCAUUCUCUCUGUGCACCUCACCACGAAAGGAAAAUCCGGCCAUAGUGGAUACCCCUGGCUCGGCCGUUCCGCGAACGAGGUCCUUGUAAGCGCUCUUGCAGCUAUUAUGCAAUUGGGAGACAAGCUUCCCAAAAGCGACAAAUAUGGCACGACGACGUUCAAUCUCGGCCGUAUCGAAGGCGGUGUAGCUGCGAAUGUCAUCGCGCAAAACGCGUCUGCGAACAUCGCAGUCCGAAUCGCAGAAGGAACUCCCGAACUCAUAAAAAAGGAAAUCACCGUCGCCGUUCACGAUGCUGUGGCAUCUUUCCUCGAAGAUGACAAAGAUCUUAAAUUCUCCGACAUCAUCGAUAUUGAUUUCACAGGAGAAGGUUAUGGACCAAUUGAUAUCGAUCAUGAUGUUCCAGGAUUCGAUGUCAUUACCGUGAAUUAUGGCACUGACAUUCCGUGGCUGAAGAAGACGGUCAAAGACCAGAAACGGUACUUGUAUGGACCCGGAUCGAUUUUGGUGGCGCACAGCGCGAAUGAGGAGUUGACCGUAAAGGACUUGGAGGAUGCUGUGGAAGGGUAUCAGAAGAUUGUACUUUUCGCAUUGGGGAAGGGCGAGAAGAGUGAGCAAGAUGAGGGAAAGCAGGACUUGUAGUUGGCUAGAGCGAUGACUGCUGUGUCGCUGCCUCCGAGGUCCGUUGUUUAGAUCUGGGUUGUGAUAUCCAGUUCUGUGCGCAUGCUUGCACGCCACACCCGCAGAAGCAUUCAUCUUGUGCACAAACAACACAAAUCUCAAGCUUAUCGGCCGUGG